Messenger RNA from Peromyscus eremicus (cactus mouse), 3303 nucleotides. Its product is annotated as guanylate cyclase 2G-like. Gene Ontology annotation, molecular function: peptide receptor activity; guanylate cyclase activity; ATP binding. The transcript has 21 exons. The record is from RefSeq and is a predicted model, not a curated record. The coding region runs from base 4 to 3303 and encodes 1099 amino acids. Lineage: Eukaryota; Metazoa; Chordata; Mammalia; Rodentia; Cricetidae. Gene Ontology annotation, biological process: receptor guanylyl cyclase signaling pathway; intracellular signal transduction; cGMP biosynthetic process. Gene Ontology annotation, cellular component: membrane.
UCCAUGGCUUCCAGGACAGGCUCUGAGGUCCCACUGAAGUCUAGGCUCUGUGUUAGAGCUGAAAACCAUACUGGUCACUCAUGUUUGGUUCUGGUGCUCUUUGUCAUUGUGCUAGUGACUUGUCCUGAAGCUGCUAAGCUCACCGUGGGAUUCCAUGCCCCCUGGAACAUCUCUCAUCCAUUCAGUGUGCAAAGACUCGGGGCAGGCCUCCAGAUUGCUGUGGACAAGCUCAACUCAGAGCCAGUGGGCCUCGGGAACUUGAGCUGGGAGUUCACUUACACCAACUCAGCAUGCAGUGCCACGGAGUCCCUUGCAGUUUUCAUCAACCAGGUCCAGAGAGAACACAUUCCUGCUCUGUUUGGACCAGCAUGCCCAGAAGCAGCAGAGGUUAUUGGUUUGCUGGCCUCUGAGUGGAACAUCCCCAUGUUCGACUUUGUUGGACAAAGGGCAGCACUGGAGGACCACUUCUGGUGUGAUACCUGCGUGACCCUCGUGCCACCCAAGCGGGAAAUUGGGGCUGUGCUCCGGGAAAGCCUACGGUACUUGGGCUGGGAAGACAUCGGGCUGCUUGGAGGGUCCUCCGGGGCUUCCUCCAGGGAAGGAGUGGAUGAGCUGUGGAGGGCCGCUGAGGAUGGACUCCAGUUGCAUUUCACCAUCACCGCCAGCGUGAAGUACAGCAACAGCAGCCCAGACUCUCUGCAGGAAAACCUCAGAAGCAUGUCAUCUGUUGCCAGGGUUAUAAUCCUAAUCUGCAGCUCAGAGGAUGCAAAAGGCAUUCUACAAGCUGCAGAGAACCUGGAACUCAACACUGGAGAAUUCGUUUUCAUCCUUUUGCAGCAGCUGGAGGACAGUUUUUGGAAAGAAGUACUGACAAAUGGCACGGUGACAGGCUUCCCCAAAGUCUAUGAGUCAGUGUUUCUCAUCGCCCCCAGCUCCUAUGGAGAAGGCCCUGGCGAUGAUGACUUCCGGAAGCAAGUCUACCAAAGGCUGAGGAGGCCACCCUUCCAAAGCUCCAUUGCCUCUGAGGAGCAGGUGAGCCCUUUCUCUGCCUACCUCCAUGAUGCCCUCUUACUCUAUGCUCAGACUGUGGAGGAGAUGAUCAAGGCUGAGAAAGACUUCUGGGAUGGGCGGCAGCUGAUUAGCACCCUAAGGGCUGGCCAGAUCACACUGCAGGGAAUCACCGGCCCUGUGCUUUUGGACUCCCAGGGGAAAAGGCACCUGGAUUACUCAGUCUAUGCUCUACAGAAAUCUGGAAACAGAUCUGUUUUUCUUCCUUUUCUUCUUUAUGACAGUUUUCAGAAAGUGAUCAGACCCUGGAGGAAUGUCUCUAACAUCUCUUGGCUCCGCGGCUCCCUUCCUGAAGACAGACCCAUCUGUGGAGUUCAUAACAAGCUUUGCAAAGCUGAGCCUUCUCCUAUAGCAGGUAUGACCACACCUGUUGAGAUGCUCACAGCCACACUUCUGGCUCUUGCCGCAGCAGCUGCCAUUGUAGGUCUGGUGUUACGGAUGCCCAGAGGAAAAGUGCAGCGCCAUCGUGGAAACACCUUGUGGCAGAUCCAUUAUGACAGCAUCACUGUUCUGCCCCAAGACAAGCUGUCCCAACGAGGCACGCCUGUGUCAAGAUACAACGUUAGUAAUGCGUCUACUGUGAAUAUUUCUGCAGAUUGUAGCUCCUUUGCCAAGAGCCAACGGGGUGAAGAGAUGUUUUAUGCCCCCGUGGGGCUUUACCAGGGAAAUCGCGUGGCCCUCUGCCAUAUUGAUGACGGAGCAGAAGCAUGGCUUAAGGAGCCAACUGUGCUGCAGGAAGUCUGGCUGAUGUGUGAAUUAAAGCACGAAAACAUCGUCCCCUUCUUUGGCGUUUGCACAGAACCACCUAACAUCUGCAUUGUCACCCAGUAUUGCAAAAAAGGAAGUCUCAAGGAUGUUUUGAGAAACUCCGAUUAUGAGAUGGACUGGAUAUUCAAGCUCUCAUUUGCAUAUGACAUAGUCAAUGGCAUGCUCUUCCUCCACGGGAGCCCACUGAGGUCCCACGGCAACUUGAAACCUUCCAACUGCCUGGUAGACGGUCGCAUGCAAGUGAAGCUGUCGGGAUUCGGGUUGUGCGAGUUCAAGUAUGGCUGCACACACAGGAUCUACAACCAGAAGACCACCGACCAUUCAGAACUCUACUGGACAGCCCCAGAGCUGUUGAGGCUCCAGGAGCUGCCCUGGUCUGGCACCCCACAAGGAGACGUUUACAGUUUUGCGAUUCUCAUGAGGGACUUGAUCCACCAGCAAGCCCAUGGGCCCUUUGAUGACCUUGAGGAGGCUCCUGAAGAAAUCAUCAGCCGCAUCAAAGACCCCAGGGCACCAGUUCCACUUCGACCAUCCCUGUUGGGGGAUAAAGGUGAUGAAAAGAUCGUCGCCCUGGUGAGGGCCUGCUGGGAUGAGUCUCCAGAGCAAAGGCCCACCUUCCCUUCCAUCAAGAAGGUGUUACAAGAAGCCAGUCCCAGAGGCCGUGUGAGCAUCUUGGAUAGCAUGAUGGGCAAGCUGGAAAUGUAUGCCAAUCAUCUGGAGGAAGUGGUGGAAGAGCGGACCUGCCAGCUGGUGACAGAGAAGAGGAAGGUUGAGAAACUCCUGUCCACCAUGUUGCCAAGCUUCGUUGGCGAGCAGCUCAUGGCUGGAAAGUCUGUGGAACCAGAACAUUUUGAGUCUGUCACCAUAUUUUUCUCUGACAUUGUGGGAUUCACAAAACUGUGCUCUCUCAGCUCCCCCUUGCAAGUGGUGAAACUCCUCAAUGACCUGUACAGUUUGUUCGAUCACACAAUACAAACCCAUGAUGUGUACAAGGUUGAAACCAUCGGAGAUGCGUACAUGGUGGCCAGCGGGCUUCCCAUCCGCAAUGGAGCUCAACAUGCAGCCGAGAUUGCCACCAUGUCCUUGCAUUUACUCAGUGCCACCACCCACUUUCAGAUUGGGCACAUGCCCGAGGAGAGACUCAAGCUCCGGAUAGGCCUCCACACAGGUCCUGUGGUAGCCGGUGUGGUGGGAAUCACCAUGCCCAGAUACUGUCUGUUUGGAGACACUGUGAACAUGGCAUCCAGAAUGGAAAGCAGCAGUUUACCUCUCCGGAUCCAUGUUUCUCAGAGCACUGCAGGAGCUCUUCUAGCAGCUGGAGGGUACCAUCUGCAAAAGCGAGGCACCAUUGCAGUCAAGGGCAAGGGGGAACAGACGACCUUCUGGUUGAAAGGCAAAGAUGGCUUCACUGCCCCGCUCCCCGAGUUUACUGAGGAGGAAGAAGCUAAAGGUCCAGAGAUCUUGUGA